UUUUCACUGCAGCGAUGGCAGAUAAUCAGCAAGAUCACAUGCACAGUGACCAUGUUCCGAAGCGUUCUGAAAUAUAUCCUCAGCUUUGUCACCCUGUUCGGCCUCAUAUUUCUGCUGCGCAACAUCACCAUUGGGCAGGUUGUAGCACUACUGUACAGUAAAAAAAAUCUGACUCCAAUUUAACAUUGUAGUGCAUGUCAUCUCUUCAGAACUUCAGAAUGUCAGCACUGUACGAGUUCCAGAACCGGAUCCAGUCAUCGAACCAAUCUAGAAGCCGCCUAACAUUACACGACAAUCACACCUUAUAUCCCCAUUGGGGACAGCCACUGUCACCUGAAGAAGAGCUGGAAGAGGGGGACCUGUUGGACUCCAUCGCCUGGCCCCAGCCACCUCCUGGCUCAGCACCACCCAACUUGUCUCGGACGAGUGACCCGGCCCACAGCCUGUUUACAAUCGUCCCCUCCAAAAAUGAACAGCGUUGGUACGUGGGCGACCAGUUGGAAGUACAAGUUCACCUGCACGACUUCGAGGGCCGACCCAAGCGCUACGGCGGAGAUUUGCUGUUGGCUCGGUUGCACUCCCCAAAAUGCAAGGCGGGCGUGGCCGGGCAGGUGCUGGACCACAAGAACGGACUUUAUUCGGCUCGAUUCCCGCUUCUGUGGGAGGGCUCGGCUCAGGUUGCGGUCACGAUGGUGCACUCGAGCGAGGCCGUCGCCGUGCUGCGGCGGCUGAGGGACAAACGGCCGGAUCGGGUGUUCUUCGUCAGCCUUUUUCGCCAAGGCAAUCAUUCUCAGAAGAUGGUGUGCAACAUGUACCUGCCGCAAGACAAGGGGCCACUGUGCAACUACACGGACCUUCAUUCCGGAGAGCCGUGGUACUGCUACAAGCCCAAAAUGCUCAGCUGCGAUGCCAGGAUCAACCACGCCAAGGGAGGCUACCUCAAAAACAUCAUCACCAAAAAGGAAGCUUUGCUCUUUAAGAGUGGUGUGAAUGUCAAAGUUCCCAUCCGUGCAUCCACAUCGGAUACCAUCAACGUGUUGCCUCCCAGGAAAGAAAGCGGCAGUCAAAAACCAGACCCUGUGAAGUUGGCGACAUCUGGGUACUACUACCAGGACUCGUGGAGGCCAUUGGGCGGCGUCACCAUGCGGCACUUUGAUAAGACGUCCAUCACUCAGUGUUUGACCAAGAAGUUGGUGUACAUGUACGGCGACUCCACCAUGCGCCAGUGGUUCGAAUACCUUGUUGCUGUGGUUCCGGAGCUGAAGGAAUUCAACCUGCAGAGUCCAAAAAAGGUGGGGCCCUUCAUGGCGGUGGACAGCACCCACAACAUUCUGCUGAAGUACCGCUGCCACGGGCCACCCAUCCGCUUCUCCACCGUCACGGCCAGCGAGUUGCGCUACAUCGCCAACGAGCUGGACGGCCUGGCCGGCGGUCCCAACACGGUGGUGGCGCUCAGCAUCUGGUCUCACUUCAGCACGUUCCCCGCGGAGGUGUACGUACGCCGCCUCCGGCACAUCCGCAAGGCGGUGGUGCGACUCCUGGACCGGGCGCCGGGGACGGCGGUGGUGGUCCGCACGGCCAACCCUCAGGCCCUGGAAGGGGACGCCAGCCUGUACAACAGCGACUGGUUUUCGCUGCAGCUGGACGCGGUGCUGCGCGCCGUGUUCAAGGGUCUCGACGUUAUGCUGGUGGACGCCUGGCAGAUGUGCGUGGCGCACCGCCAACCUCACAACGUGCACCCUCCUACGGCCAUUGUCAAGAACAUGGUAGACAUGACGUUGUCCUACGUUUGUCGUGAUGGGACCGGGAAGAUUGUGUGAAUUUCACAAAUCGAACCGUGAAGGUGGACAGUACAAAAGAGUACUUGGGCCUUACUGUAAAUGAGAAAAAAAACAACCUGCAAAGUUGGAAUUGAAUGAGUCGUGUUGUUAUUAUUUUUAUUGUAUUAAAAAUCAAUUAAACAAUAAUUAGAUGCAUGAAUAAAAUGUCACCAAAUUGUCAGUUGAAUUUUAAUUAUUGUUAUUUUCUUAGCAUAUUUAUUUAUUUUUUACAUGCCGUAUCUUUAGUUUAUUUGGUCUUCUCUUUGGAUGUUAAAAUCUUAUACAUUAACCUUUGCAAUUCAAUAAUUAUUGAAAAAAAUAUCAACAAAUGAUCUUAAAAGGUUCAUCAUUUAUUUAUUCAUCAUGAAAUUGAUUAACCAAUUACUAAUGUAACUGUUAACCAACAUUUUUUAUUUUAUUUGAAUUAAAUCAAUUAAACAAUGCUAUAAUGAGAUUAGUUUAAUGGAGCAGUUGCAGACAACUAUAUUAAUGCCACAAAUAUCCAAAUACCGUUGAUAAUGUUAAGAACCUUUACAUUGCAGGCCAUAGUUUCAAUUUCUUUUUGAUUUAAAUUCUGAAAUGAUCAAAUUUGGAUAAAAGGUUAUCUUUUUCUUUACUACUUGGCAUUUUACUGCAAAAUGUUGGUGUUUUCCUCUGUAACAUCCAAAUAAAACUGAUGUGAACUUUUUUACGUAAACGUGUCAUUAAAGAGUUAACCGUGCCAAACAGUCACGCUCUUUCA
This is a messenger RNA of Phyllopteryx taeniolatus (common seadragon), 2562 nucleotides long. Its product is annotated as NXPE family member 3-like. Bases 195 to 1820 code for a protein of 541 amino acids. Lineage: Eukaryota; Metazoa; Chordata; Actinopteri; Syngnathiformes; Syngnathidae. The transcript is spliced from 5 exons. The record is from RefSeq and is a predicted model, not a curated record.